Molecule: messenger RNA, 921 nt
Organism: Fopius arisanus
Lineage: Eukaryota; Metazoa; Arthropoda; Insecta; Hymenoptera; Braconidae
Product: ARL14 effector protein
Exons: 3
Coding region: 354-758 (134 amino acids)
Cellular component (GO): intracellular membrane-bounded organelle
Source: RefSeq, a predicted model, not a curated record
AUCAUCUGUUUUCGCGGUUUUACACUAGUGAUAUCAGAUGUGACUGUGAGGUUAUCAAAUGUGUCAACAAUAACAAAAACAUUUUAUUGGCUGCAAAUGACUGAUGCAUGCCAGAUUUUUUAAUUUAACCUUUUAUUGAAGGAUAUAUAUGUAAUUGCAUAUUCAUUAAUUCUCUGCGGGAAAAUACGAAUUUAUUAUUUGUGAAUUGUAAUCAUUAUAAAUGGGGGUCCCUCGAUGUUGUUGCAAAAAUGUGAAUAGUUUUUCAGGCGAGUUUUUUUUAUAAAUUAUCAGAUGAUCUUGAUUUUUUAUGGUUAGUGGAUUUAUAAGGGUGAGGAGAAAUAGCGAUUGGAGUUAUGGAUUCUUCAACUGAUGAUAAUGAUGUCCCGAAGAAACGAACUCGGACAUUUUUGAACAAACAAAAAUUCGCCGACAACGAGGCGAAAAAAAUUCUGAGAGACUUCGAUCCUCAACGCAGUGAGCGGGAAAAACGAAAAAAUACUCAGCAGAUACGAAGACUUUAUCCAGGAAGCAAGAAACAUGUGUUGUACGAUGAGUCAGGAAUUUUUAUGCAGAAUGGAAUGAAUCUCUGUGAUUGCCUGAGGCAGGAUUGUCCAGGGUGUCACUACCCCUGCUCCAAAUGUGGAUCGACCAAAUGUGGACAUGAGUGCAGAGUCCACAGAAGAUGGGCAUAUGAAUGCAUAGAGAAUGAAGGCAGUGACACGGUGAUGAAAAAUCGAGACAUGAAGAAGACGUCCUAACUCCCGCCAUCGCCAAGCGAUGCCCUAAAAUUCCCGAUGAAAAACCAUCAGUAAUGAUAAAUAAAAUUCUAAACACGCGAAUCCUCCAGUAAUUUUAAGGACAGGCAAAAAAAAAAAUUGUUGAAAACUCAUAAUAAAGAAUUACCCUAGCUGUUUAAAUCAA